AGUAGAUGGUACGCCUAAUGUCCUAGUAUGCUGUUGGUUCCGCAGAGACAGGGCUUCGCCGUAACCAAACGAAUGAGAGACGACAGAUUUCGGAGGAUGGUUAGGUUGAGGGAUGGCCAAGCGCCUCGUCUCCUGUGCAAGUGUUCGCUAACGCCUUGGUCAGAUGUUCUCGGCUGUGAACGAAAAUGGUCAGGCAACUGCGCGGAACUUUGGGAGGCUGCGUCGGGAAUCGGACUCUGGCGCUGUUGGUGACCCUGAAAGGGAGAUGGGAGAAGACCUCAGGAGGAGAGUAAUCGGCGGAUAUAAAGCGCUCUGGUGAGCUGUGUAAACCUCGAUACAACUCAGUUCGUCACUCACUCGACUUCAGCGCCCUCAGACGCAAAGGUCUGGCUUGCUUGUUGUGAUUAUGAGAGCUUCACGGCUGGCAGUUUGGCACGCCUGGUCCGUUUCAAUCCUGUGUUUCGCUCUUUUCGUUUCUCCCCACCCUACAGGUUCCGUCGCGGGGAAUAAUGUCUCUUUCGCCCGUGAUGUCGGCGCCCCCGACUUCUACGCCCGCAUCUUGCUUUUGGGUGGUUCGAUUGUGUUUGGAGUUGGGUCUUUGGAUGGCAAUGGCUUUCGAAAACCUCUGCGGGACGCCCUGAGGCAAGCAGGGUGGAAGGUGAACAUGGUGGGAAAUCGGGCCAACGGGCCUAUGAAGGACAACUCUGUAGAGGCCAAGUCCGGCGACCGCGUCGAUCAGAUUCACGAGGCAGCAAAAGCAUCUUUCAAAUACCAGCCAAACAUUGUCUUGAUCAAUGGCGGGACCAACGACUGCGACCAGGAUUACGAUCUGGACAAUAUAGGGGCACGGAUGGAGGCUCUAUUAGACGAUCUCUUCAACGAGAUUAAGGGGACGACGAUCAUCCUGUCGACUGUAAUCCCCUCUAACAAAGACAGCAUUGCCUCUAGGCGUAUGAAAGUCAACAACCGGUACCGAAGCCUGGUAUAGUACCGACGCCGGGUUCUCAAUCAGAAGAUCGUGCUUGCCGAUAUAGAUACUCCGGGGACGACGUUUCUCACCACAGCGGACCUCACCGGAGAUGGAAUCCACCCAACCGACGAAGGCCACCGCAAGAUGGUCGCCAUGUUCCUUCGAGCCAUC
Molecule: messenger RNA, 1141 nt
Organism: Chaetomium strumarium
Lineage: Eukaryota; Fungi; Ascomycota; Sordariomycetes; Sordariales; Chaetomiaceae
Product: SGNH hydrolase-type esterase domain-containing protein
Exons: 3
Coding region: 407-988 (193 amino acids)
Molecular function (GO): phosphatidylcholine lysophospholipase A1 activity
Source: RefSeq, a predicted model, not a curated record